CAUACAGAAAUAACAGAGUUUAUUCUUCUGGGAUUAACAGAUGACCCAAAUUUUCAGGUUGUAAUCUUUGUCUUCCUGCUCAUCACCUACAUGCUCAGCAUUGCUGGGAACCUGACCCUUAUCACAAUCACCCUGCUGGAUUCCCACCUGCAGACCCCCAUGUAUUUCUUCCUCAGAAAUUUCUCCAUAUUAGAAAUUUCGUUCACAACCAUCAGUAUACCCAAGUUUCUGGGUAACAUUAUUUCAGGAGAUAAAACCAUUUCCUUUAAUAAUUGCAUAGUUCAGUUAUUUUUCUUCAUUCUCUUGGGAGUCACAGAGUUUUACCUUCUGGCUGCCAUGUCCUAUGACCGCUAUGUGGCCAUCUGCAAGCCUCUGCAUUACUUGAGUAUCAUGAAUCGAAGAGUCUGCACACUGCUUGUUUUUACUUCUUGGCUGGUUUCAUUUUUAAUCAUAUUCCCAGCACUCAUGUUGCUUUUAAAGCUUGAUUACUGUAGGUCUAAUAUUAUUGACCAUUUUACCUGUGAUUAUUUUCCACUGCUGCAACUUGCUUGUUCAGACACAAAAUUCUUAGAGGUGAUGGGAUUUUCUUGUGCUGCGUUUACUCUAAUGUUCACUUUGGCAUUAAUAUUUCUGUCCUACAUAUACAUUAUCAGAACCAUUUUGAGAAUUCCUUCUACUAGUCAGAGGACAAAGGCCUUUUCCACAUGUUCUUCCCACAUGGUUGUUAUCUCCAUCUCUUAUGGCAGCUGCAUUUUUAUGUACAUUAAACCGUCAGCAAAAGAUAGAGUGUCCUUGAGCAAGGGAGUGGCAAUACUAAACACCUCAGUAGCCCCCAUGAUGAACCCCUUUAUUUACAGCCUAAGAAAUCAGCAAGUCAAGCAAGCUUUCGUUAACAUGGCAAGGAAGACUGUAUUUUUCACAAGCACAUGA
Molecule: messenger RNA, 930 nt
Organism: Gorilla gorilla gorilla (western lowland gorilla)
Lineage: Eukaryota; Metazoa; Chordata; Mammalia; Primates; Hominidae
Product: olfactory receptor 6C1
Exons: 1
Biological process (GO): G protein-coupled receptor signaling pathway
Cellular component (GO): membrane
Molecular function (GO): olfactory receptor activity; G protein-coupled receptor activity
Source: RefSeq, a predicted model, not a curated record